AUGGACGAAUGGGUUUGUGAUUGCCGCGAGCACUCUUUUCUCUGUAGGUUGAUAUCACCAUGAGUGAAAAAAAUGUGGUACGUAAGUAGAUUUUUGGAAACUGCUUCUUCAGUAACUGGUUGUAGCUGUUUCAAUUUGCCAUGUUUUGGACCUUCAUUGAAAUUCGUAUUUGCAGCUCAGCUGUAUUUACGGACACCCGCCUAGUACGGACACCUCAUUAUUACGGACAAUUUGUUUGGUCCCUGGGGAAAGAAAGCCCUUAUGUCUAAAUUCAACAGGCUUAACUCGAACACCCCGUCAAUACGGUUACUUUCUACGGCCCUCUUGGUGUCCGAAUGAACGGAAUUGACUGUACAAUGCCUACAAUGUCUGUUACAUGAAUGUCUCGGGCGAUAUACAUAUACUAGUGAUUUAAGCUCUGACCUAUUUCAGGCUAAAAAGACUAUUUGAAAUAAUUAAGCAAAUGUUUUUAUAUGAUGUUUACGUAAGUUAAAAAUAAAUUACAAAGAUUCACCAUUGCCAGCUAUUGUUGCUUAAAAAGGAGUCAUUUUGGUAUCCUUAAUAAGAGAGGUUUGAUGGUUGUAAAAGGGUUUAUUGGUUUAUCGCACCUGCCCUCCCCAACCCUUUAAGAAUUUCAGUUUAGGUUUACAGCUAUUUCGAGAAACGUUAUUGGAAAUAAUGUGUACACGACAAUCCUGAAAGGUAACGUGGGAUAUGAUCAAUACACUGUUCCGGACACUGUAGCUGUCGAACCUACUUUUGUUGCUUUCCUUAAGCAAUCGCAAACAUAUGUCCAUGGCCUCUCGUGCCAUUCUUUCAAAUUUCUUUGAACAACAGUGAACUCCAAUCCCCCCACAAUACCUUUCGGGAUUGUCACGUGCACUUUUUCUGACAACCUUUCUCGAAAAAGCUGCAUACUUUCAUUUCAAAAUAAAUGUUUUCUGAAAACACACCCUUUGCUCUAGCCCAACGCCAACCCUGUACUUGCCCUUCAUCUCAACUUAUCCAAUGGCCAAUUAGAAGACUUUAAAGCCAAGAUUAAAAAACUCAUCAACAAUUCAUCAAGAUGCUUAGUCCUAGGUUCAGUUUCCAGCCAGUUUAUAUAUCACAUUCAACUGGUCAAGACUAGACUCACUGAAACGGCUGGAAAUUAUGCCUAGAUACUGCAGUUAGUUUGCACACCCGGCUUAACAAUUUAUCACUAUUACUUUCAUCUUUAGCUCAUCAGACAGCGGCUAAUUGAACUAGAGAAGAAACAUGCAAAAGCUUUGAAAAAACUUCAGGUGAGAAUUAUCCCUUAUGUAUACUAUGUGAGUGGUUUGGUACAAAAUUAAGUGCAGUACUAUCAUUAUUAUCACCAGUUAAGCUUUAAUGUUUUCAAAUUAACAGCGCGGUCCAUGUAAAAUCAAGCUAUUCUUGCUUACAAUUUCAGAGAGCUGAAAAGUACAAGCAGAGGCGACAAACUUUUCAUGGAUUUACAGUUAGAGAUGCAAACACUAGUAAUUCAAUCACUGUGGACAACUCUAACGUUCUUUUAUCUAAGGACACAAUCUCUACAGAUGUUAGAAACUCACGGUGCUCAUCAGCUCAAAAAAAGGGAGUUACUAAAACUGUGACAUUCAAGGAAGCUCUUGACAGUGAUAGUAAAGGUCAGCCUCGAUCAGAGAAUGAAUGCAAAAUUGUAGAGCAAAGUGGCAGGAACAAAACAUUUAACAGGAAAUCUGAAUUAUUAGCUUCAAGUAUUCCACAGCAAAUAUCUGAAGACAAUGAAAAGGUGUUGCAGUGUUCGGUCAGCAGUGACAACAGCUUUGUUGCAGUAGAUAGUAGUAUGGUUACACCAACAGGCUCUCUUAUUUCAUCUGAUAAUGAAACAAUUCUUGAUAGUGAUGUGGCUUCUACGGAUGGGAAAGAUUGUUUCCAGAGUCAUCAAGGUGUAGACCUUAAGGCUAUAGACAGUCGUCUCUGUGGCUCAGGACAGGGUGUUGUACAAGUACCUUCAGCAGGUAAUGAAAGUUGUAACCAUGAAUUGUCGCAAAAGCAAUGUCAUUCUAAUGGUCUGCUAGGGCAACAUAAUGCAAAAAAUGUGUUAGCUCAAAGCAAAGAAAAUGUCAAGAUGAGGAAUUCAUCAGAUCAUCAUAAUGCACAAGAUGAUAGCACACGACAUACAUGUAGCUUGGAAAAAGCAAAUGACAGAGUGACUUUAAUUGAAAAUGGUGGAAAACAUCAACACAAAUCAACCACCAACUCAUUCACCCUGGAUGAAAGUAAUGAUUUUCCUUCAGGAAAUCAGCCCUGGUUAUGGCUCUUUGAAGAACAGUUUCCAAGAAGGUCUCCACGGAUACAAUCAAUGCCAAACUUCAGAGAUCGAGCUCAUUUUUCUCAGGAUAACAAAGUUACACAUCCAAAGAAAACAAAACGCAUAAGAAAAAAGAAGUCAAGGACAGAGAAUGAUACUCCAAUCAGUAGAAACAAUAACUUAAAAUCUACCACGGUACAUGAAAAUAACGGCAAUUCGCCACAUAGCAGUUUUCCUGAAGAGAGUUCAUGUAUCAGCAAUUUUGUUUUUCCAAGGCCUACUCAAGAACAAACAAAAAAUGGUGGGUCUCUGGCUGUUGUAGUUGACUUUUCUCUACCUGAUAGAGAGUUUGCAAAGCUGAAGCUUGCAAAAAUCAAGGGAACUUUGUCAGCAGAAAGGUCAAGUAAAGACCUAAAUACUGUAGUGGAAAAGAUUACGGAAGAGCAUGGUACUGAAGUGANUGUGGCUUCUACGGAUGGGAAAGAUUGUUUCCAGAGUCAUCAAGGUGUAGACCUUAAGGCUAUAGACAGUCGUCUCUGUGGCUCAGGACAGGGUGUUGUACAAGUACCUUCAGCAGGUAAUGAAAGUUGUAACCAUGAAUUGUCGCAAAAGCAAUGUCAUUCUAAUGGUCUGCUAGGGCAACAUAAUGCAAAAAAUGUGUUAGCUCAAAGCAAAGAAAAUGUCAAGAUGAGGAAUUCAUCAGAUCAUCAUAAUGCACAAGAUGAUAGCACAAGACAUACAUGUAGCUUGGAAAAAGCAAAUGACAGAGUGACUGUAAUUGAAAAUGGUGGCAAACAUCAAAACGAAUCAACCAGCAACUCAUUCACCCUGGAUAAAAGUGAUUAUUGUCCUUCAGGGAAUCAGCCCUGGUUAUGGCUCUUUGAAGAACAGUUUCCAAGGAGGUCUCCACGGAUACAAUCAAUGCCAAACUUCAGAGAUCAAGCUCAUUUUUCUCAGGAUAACAAAGUUACACAUGCAAAGAAAACAAAACGCAUAAGAAAGAAGAAGUCAAGGACAGAGAAUGAUACUCCAAUCAGUAGAAACAAUAACUUAAAAUCUACCACAGUACAUGAAAAUAAUGGCAAUUCACCACAUAGCAGUUUUCCUGAAGAGAGUUCAUGUAUCAGCAAUUUUGUUUUUCCAAGGCCUACUCAAGAACAAACAAAAAAUGGUGGGUCUCUGGCUGUUGUAGUUGACUUUUCUCUACCUGAUAGAGAGUUUGCAAAGCUGAAGCUUGCAAAAAUCAAGGGAACUUUGUCAGGAGAAAGGUCAAGUAAAGACCUAAAUACUGUAGUGGAAAAGAUUACGGAAGAGCAUGGUACUGAAGUGACGAGAGAUACAAAACUGUUUGAUACAAAGUGUGAAAAUAAAACAGUUGUUGAAGAGAAAACAGCUGCAGAAAAUGUUGGUGAGGUUGAAGAUCAUGCAGCAUCAGGACUUGAGGAAAUGAAAGGUCAAACAGAGAGGACGGAAAAACAAAAUUUCAGGUUAGAAGGAGGUGUAAUUUCCUCAGCCACUGGUUCAAAAUGUCUAACCCAGCAAGAAAAAAAGAAAAACUCCACACAAUUGGUUUAUAAUGAGCAAAAAUGUAAAGAGUCCAGAAUUGUAUCUUCCGGAGAUGCUUGGUGGAGCAAUUCCUUUGAAUCAGAUCAUGAACAAGUGGUUUCUCACAUGCAUAGUGUGACAGCAAAACAAAGUCAGGUUUCUUCAGAGAAAGAAUCACAAAAAUAUAAGGGUGUUGGAACUUGUGCAAAUCACUGCAAUUCCUGUCAUAUCAAUGGCUCAUGCACAUCUUUUACUGACGUUGUUCAGCAAACUGAUGACAAUGGAAAGUUAAAUGAAUCCUACAACAAUUUCUGUGAUGGAAAUUCCUCUUGGGUUAAAUCUAACAUCUUAGACAAUCUAGGUGAUGGAUUAUCAAAGGGGAAGACUCCACUAGCAAAAUCCACAGUAGAAAUUAAUGAGGAAGACAAUUUUUCAAGUCAGAAACACUCUAAUGAAUUAAAUUUGAAAGAAAGUGUUGUACUCAGUGACUGUGGUAAUGCAGUUUCCGGCGAAGCAAUUGUUAAAGAAAUGACAACGAUCCCCAUCAAACAGCAACAUGUUCAAGAGGCGGUCAGUUUAACUGAAGUGAAGUCUAGCCCACCUCAAUAUUACAAUGAGCCGAGUUUAGGGGAUGCAGCCACUCCACAUGGAAAGAUGAAAGAACCUUUAGAGAGCUCACAGCUGUCCCAGUUGAUGUCACCAGAGGAGAGCAAAGACUUUUCUCCUUUGUUAAUGACAGCUUGUUUGCAGGUAAUAAGGUGUUAAAAUUUUUUAUUUGUUGUUUCAAUUUUAUCCCUGGUCUAAGUUUUCUUUUCUUUUCUUUUCUUUUCUUUCACACACAAUCAUCACCAUACAUUAUCACACAAACAAAGCAAAAUGUACACUGUAUUGAAAAGGGACAAAAUUUAUCCGUGGAACAACUUAACAUGCAAGGAACUCCUGGAUCAUAUGGAAGGUGUUAGGGUUUUACUUUCCAACAACUUAAUAUGACACAAUUAACUCCCAAAAGGACGGGAGGGAGAAAGAAAAAAAACUUUAUCUACAGGGUUUUCAUUAAGAAUUCUAAUAGCAAGAGAAAUGUGUAAUGUUACAGGACAAUAUUUUGAAAGAGGCUUCUUGUCUGAAUAAAAAAUAAUAAUCAUAGGCUAACUAAUGUUAGCCCGAGAAUUUUGCAUAAUAAUGGUGAAUUAUCUGAUCUCCAAUGCCUAAUGAACACCCUUAUCCAUCGAACAACCACAUGGGGUUGCUAUCCAGUUGCUUCAAUUUGAUAAGCACUUGCCUACUGAGCGGGAGGCCUCUGGUUCAAACUCGGCCAGACUAACACUCAGGUUCUUGAAAUAACUGACGAGAAAGUGCUGCCUUUGUAAGGACAUCUGCAAACGGUUAUGUUUUCUAGUCUUCUUUCGUAGGGAUGACCCUUGCUCGUAUAAAUUCUGUGGGACAUUAAAGAACCCACGCACUGUUUGUUAAGAGUAGGGGACGUUGUCCCCAGUGUGGUGGUCUAUCUCUUAUGUGGGGCGGAACUCUUACAGGCCCAUAGUAAUUGGCGCCACCUGCUGUUGCUGUGACCCAGCCAAGAAUAAGCAAUUAGCAAACCUAAGUAAAUAAACAUAUGGAAGGUGUCAAGGGUUUUACGUUCCACCAACUAAUGAGUCCCAGAAUCAACUCCCAAUAAGUUCAGCAUCUACGUUAUAUCCAUCUAAUGGUACUCUCAAAACUCUUUGAACAGCAUUAUACACAGGGUAUGAGCAGCAGAGUGAAGUCUAUAUCACUAUCAUCAUAUGAACCAUCAACAGCAAGGGACCCAACACUACAGUCAAAAGAUAAGAGAGACAUUUUGGCAGUUUGUCUGUCUCACAUGGUGGUUAUAUGGACAUUUGUGUCUGAAUCACAGUGGACUGUGCUCAGUAAAUGGACUCUGCCUGUGGUGAGAGAUUGUUAUAUGAUUAUUUUAUAAAUCAGUGUUCAGUUAAGUGUUGAAAGUAGCUUAUGAAUAGUCCAGUUUCAAAUUAUCCAACUUCAUACAAACAAACAAGCAACAAAGUUCAUUCGCAUUACCAUUUGCUUAGAUGGUGUUGCAUAAAAAAUCGAAAAUAAUAUAAAAAUAAAAUAGAUUAAUAACUAAAUAAAAAGAAAAGUAAAUCCCCCCAAAAAGAUAUUCAUGGUAGUUUAGGAUUAAUGGUAUAAAUGUGGUAACAAAGUGAUCACAAUGAUACUGGGUUCCCAGGCUGAGAAUAAAACAAAGAAAAUGAAUUGUUAAUAUCUGAAUUUCAAUGCAAUUUCUUUUGUUUUAUACCUCUCAGCCUAACAGCCCAGUAUGAAUUUUAAUAAUAAAAGACUGGCCUGUUACUAUGGGUUUGUGACUCGAUACAGCUUUAGGCUCUUUCUCAUCAAGAGCCAAAAACCCAUUGACCCAAAACAAGUUCAGUUUAAAAAAAAAGAUUACAAUACUGGGAACGAAAGAAAUUCUAGGGUUUCUUAUCCAAAUAGAGUCAAGCUUAGACUGAUUUCCCCUUAAAUGGACACUUUUUUACCUCGAACAUCUGUUGUUACUAAAUAGGAUGGAGAAGAAGAGUUUGUAAGUGUCNACUCUGCCUGUGGUGAGAGAUUGUUAUAUGAUUAUUUUAUAAAUCAGUGUUCAGUUAAGUGUUGAAAGUAGCUUAUGAAUAGUCCAGUUUCAAAUUAUCCAACUUCAUACAAACAAACAAGCAACAAAGUUCAUUCGCAUUACCAUUUGCUUAGAUGGUGUUGCAUAAAAAAUCGAAAAUAAUAUAAAAAUAAAAUAGAUUAAUAACUAAAUAAAAAGAAAAGUAAAUCCCCCCAAAAAGAUAUUCAUGGUAGUUUAGGAUUAAUGGUAUAAAUGUGGUAACAAAGUGAUCACAAUGAUACUGGGUUCCCAGGCUGAGAAUAAAACAAAGAAAAUGAAUUGUUAAUAUCUGAAUUUCAAUGCAAUUUCUUUUGUUUUAUACCUCUCAGCCUAACAGCCCAGUAUGAAUUUUAAUAAUAAAAGACUGGCCUGUUACUAUGGGUUUGUGACUCGAUACAGCUUUAGGCUCUUUCUCAUCAAGAGCCAAAAACCCAUUGACCCAAAACAAGUUCAGUUUAAAAAAAAAGAUUACAAUACUGGGAACGAAAGAAAUUCUAGGGUUUCUUAUCCAAAUAGAGUCAAGCUUAGACUGAUUUCCCCUUAAAUGGACACUUUUUUACCUCGAACAUCUGUUGUUACUAAAUAGGAUGGAGAAGAAGAGUUUGUAAGUGUCAAGUUUGUACCAAUUAAGUCUCAUGUUGUUCUUCUGGUUGGUGGAAAUUUUCAUCAUGGAAAUGGAAGGUGGGUGACAUGAUUCUACAGAAGCGUUACUGUUGUAAAGAGACCUUUCUUUUGCUCUGUUAUUGUAAAGGCACAGGAAUCUUUGACCAACAUUGUCUCAUAACGUUUUUACUUUAAAUGUGACAGUUACGAAAAUUUGCUCCUACCUUUCAGUAAUAAUAGUGAAAAAAUUUGAUUUGACUGGCGGUAAAUAGUUUUGUGAGAUUAAAGCUUUUUAAGGAAAGUCUCCUCCAAGUGAUAAACUUUGCUGUUACUUUUAUUUGGCUGAAAUGUCUGGUAUACGGUUUUAUUGAUGUAAUAUGUAAGUCAAAUAAAUCAUUGGAGAAGAAGUCUGUAAAAAUUAAGGGACUCUGAAUUCAACUUUGAAGUUAUUUUCAAAUUUUUGGAUAACAGCACUAUCAAUCUUGAGGGUUUUAUCUAAACACUGAAUCACAAGCUCAUAUAAUAGGACCAAACUGAUUUAAGUGCACAAAGUUAAAAAUUGUGUUUAAAAAUAUAAGACUAGUAAACUUGGGUGUAGCUCUUUUUUCCGUAUUGCUUACCAAAAAUGAAGGUCGGGAUAACUUGUACAAGGUUUUCACUUAAGAGGGGAAGAGACAGAAAAAGAACGAAAUAUGGAAAAUAAAAAGUUUUCUCUUACUUUUACAAUGUCAGAGUCCUUGGUUAUUCAGAGGAGGGUGAAUACUCACUGGACCUGGAAAUUGAUGAACAGUAAGUGGAGUGCUUCUUACCUCUUGACUAAAACAAUUUGUGGUAAUGAUAUCUGCCCAUGAAAAUAAUUUUUAUCUGCACCUCUCUCUUAGAUGUUGUAGAACAAAUUAAUGACUCUGUAAUUGUGUUUGUAAUGUCUCCAAAUAAGUGGUAGGACUUGAGGAGAAUCAAAUCAUAUCAUGUGUAUGUUGUGGACCUUUAUACUUUACAUAGGUAACAGUUGUCACAGGAGCGAUCUUUCAUUUUUCGCCAGUUUUUGACCAAUGGAUGUUACUACAGGAAAAAAAGCAUGCAGUUCUUAAUUCAUUUGUUUUAAACAAUUCACAGAGAAAACAAGUAUUCCUUUUCGACGAUGAGUUUACUCCAUGAUACAAAGGAUUACAAGACUGGCGAAGACGUAGAGUUUGUCAUAGGAGAUAAGACAUCUAAUAAAAUUACCCUGACAAAGUGGACUUUGGACAGCUUUUGUUUGUAAGUUGUAUUCUGUGUAACACUGAUGUACCGUUUUUAGAAGAGUAUGUCUUGUGACCAUAAUAACUCAUACUGCCACUAGAGUGGUGACAAGGUUGCUCANGAGUUUACUCCAUGAUACAAAGGAUUACAAGACUGGCGAAGACGUAGAGUUUGUCAUAGGAGAUAAGACAUCUAAUAAAAUUACCCUGACAAAGUGGACUUUGGACAGCUUUUGUUUGUAAGUUGUAUUCUGUGUAACACUGAUGUACCGUUUUUAGAAGAGUAUGUCUUGUGACCAUAAUAACUCAUACUGCCACUAGAGUGGUGACAAGGUUGCUCAUCUCUGAAACAAUUAGUCUUAAAUACACCAUUACAUCUCUAUCAUGGCGCCAUGAACACAAAUCAACAUUUCAGUCUUAACAAUAUGCAGCAUGUUUGUCACAUGAACCUAGUUUAGGUAGCCCUACAGUGUAGCUCCCACAAGUGUCUUGUAGCCCAGUGGUAUAGCAUCUGGUCUAGGUCUAGGCUGGAAGUAGGUUGUGUAACUGAUCAUCUAGGUUGUCUGAAGCUAGUGUAACUGACUGAAAAAUCUUCUUUCUCAGAAAAUCAUUGGAGGACAUUAUGCAUUUUGUAGUUCUUGUCUUAUUUACAUAUUGUCAACCUACUUUCCUGCUAUUCUUUUCUCAUCAAGGUUGGUCGAACAGUGGCAGAAGUUUACUCCUAUCUAUAGUGACUCUGAACUGUCAUCUCUCCAAUUUGUUCAUGGAAGUCAUUGUCUUCUUUUGGGGACUACAAAUGAGAACUUGAUACUGUGGUAAGUUUUCUGCAGACCAAAUGCGCCUUUGUAGCUUUACUUAGAGGCCUUAAUUAGCUUUAAAAACUGUAAAAAUAAUUGUUUUCAGGCUUUUCCACCCUGGAAAGGCAACAAUUUUUCUGCUGUUUGACUGCCUUGUCCACGUUGAAAUUGUUUGUUCCACCAACAUUAACGGAUAUUUUAUAUUCUCUUAAAAUGUCUUUUAAGAUUUUUCCGGGUAGGUAUUUUUUGGGGGGAGCUUCUCUAUUCUGUUGCUGAAUUUUGUUUAAGAAAACUGUAUGUCAAUAUGGUCUGUUUUGUCCGUACGGUCGAGGAAUACUCUUGUUCUUUCACACUCAAAAUCUUAAUUUGCCAGUUAAUCCCAGUUUAUCUGUUUCACCCUGUACUACUUGCAGCUCAAGGAGCACCACGAAGAGAAAGUGUUCACCGAAAUCUUUUGAAGGCGAUUACAGGCCUUUCCAACGAUUCCAACAUUUGUUUCUUGCAAGAUUUAAUUUAGAGUCACUCACCAUACUGUUCUUUCUAGGAACCACAUAACAUGUCAACAAUUAAGAAGCAUAAACCUUCACACUUCAGGGUUGGGUCAACUGUCUUGUAUCAACGCUUUUACUGACAAGGUGAGAUAAAAGUUUUUCCUUUUGUUUUUUUGCUAAAAUUACAGUCUGUCCAUCUCUUAUUGCAAGAAAACCCUCUUCAGGUUUUAACUUACAAUAAAAUUAUUUAUCAUAAUCCUUUACUGCAAGGAAAUUAUAUUCAUUUCUUUGAUGAUGCUAUACUAAAAAAAAAGCUAAUAAAGAUUAAUUAGCAGGAAAGUAAAUAUUUCUGAGAGGAUUUCUGAAGAUGAUUUAAACUCUAUCAUUCUAAGUGCAAGUAGCUAUCAUGGCAUCCCUUUGGGAACCUUCUAUAAAAUGACAGUCUUUGAGUGAAAUAUAGUUUAUUUAUUGUUUUGUUUUUUUCAGGGUCUCCUUUUUCUGAUAAUGUCCAGUAUUCAAGCAGCUAAGGUAGUGUUUGUUACAUCUAAAACUUAAUUACAUUUCUCUUUCAAUACAGCUGCCUCAAGUCAGUUUUGUUCGAGACCCUGUUUUCCAAGACAGUCAAAUCUUGUUAAGUCUGCAAAAAAGGCGUUUUUUGUGCGUUUAUGGACAAGUGAAACGUCCAAACGAAGCACGGAACUUGAGCGCGACUGAAGGUGGCGCAAGAUACUGUUAAACUAAUGCACGUGACUCGAGCUCCAUGUUUCCUUGUUAAACUCAAACAAUUUUCUAACGUAGCAUUUAGGGUGUUCUGGUCAUAGAAAAAUGAACAAAGAACUCCAGACAAAAAUAAUCACCGAUUAGUACAUUUUGAACCUUCAAGGACUGGAAAAAAGUAAUUUGACGAUUCGGUAGUAAGUGGAAAAAUCCGGUUUUUUUAUUUAUUUGACUAUUCUUCAAACCAAAGAGGGGGGCAGCUAUUGCGGGAGAAAUGUAUGUAAAUGUCAGCUGCGCUCAUUGUUUACAAUUUGUAUCUUUAGCUAUCUCAUUUAAAAUGGAAGACAGGCUUUAGGCGUGCUUAAAUGCAUCUUAGCGUAAUAACACUAGUCCCUGUUUGCGAUUUAUUGAAUGAUUGGAUGUUGUGUUUUUUCAGGGAUGUAAUUCUGAUCAUAAAAACAGUCAUGGUUGCUCGUUGUACGCCAUGAAUCCUAGACAUUCCAGAGGUAUCUGCUUGGAAAGUUUUGUCUUACCCGAAAGGUCAGUAAGUACAUAGAAAACUGUAUUGUGAACUCUUGUGUUACGGUGUAAAAUGUCGCUACUGCAUUAACAUAAUGUUGUGAUCAGAGAGAUACAUGUACAUCCUUUCUGUUGUUGUUUUAACUGUAGUCAGAAAAAGGGAAAAGCGAUUUGAGAAUUGUUCAAUAAAAGUUAUUAGAUGAGUUUUGUCAGGACUGAGGUGAAUUUGUCGACAACCCUGUAAUCUGAUUUCGUUUAAAAUCUGCCCCCUAACAACCACUGGUUCAAUGUUGCGUAAUUUACUUUUUGUGUUUGUUUGAUGUUACAUUUGUUCAUUAUUUAAGAAAGUCUUAAAGGUAAUGUAUAUUUAACUUAACCUUUGUUCACAGGGUCAGUAUUGUGAGCACAAAUGGUCAGUUUAUUGCUGCUGGAGAUCAGGAAAAGAAUGUAGUAAAACUUUGGAACAUAACCAGCAGUAAUCAGUAUGCCACCCUUCAAGUCUUCCAAGGUAUUUUUGAGCUCUAUUUUGUAUUGACCCUAACCAUAACCUAAAUAGCUAAGGCAAUAUGAGAAGGGGAUGCCCAUAUCACUGUAACAGCGACAAGAGAGAAAAACGAGAAGAUCCUGGGGACGAGGUUGUUUUUUCCCUGUCCCUGGUAACAAUCCCAGGGGUCUUUGCGAAAGUUACCUCAGCCCAGUUUCCUUGUCGAAGAUAAUAUUCAUAGAAACCUAUGUGCAGCAGCCAUGUAGCCUACCGCCGCCUACUGUAACUGUUCUCUUGUGUUUGGCAGAUGAAGUGAGCAGCAUUGGCUUUCAUCAAGACAAGCCUCUUAUGGCCUUCGGAAGCAUUACAGGCUGUGUUCAUCUCUUUUCUUAAGACUAGCUAAAACUGCAGUCUGUCCAUCUCUUAUUGCAAGAAAACCCUCUUCAGGUUUUGACUUACAUGUACAAUAAAAUUCUUUAUCAUAAUCCUUUACUGCAAGGAAACUAUAUUCAUUUCUUCGAUGAUGCUAUACUAAAAACUAAUAAAGAUUAAUUAGCAGGGAAGCAAUUAUUUCUGAGAGGAUUUCUGAAGGUGAUUUAAACUAUCAUUGAAAGUGCAAGUAGCUAUCAUGGCAUCCCUUUUUUAAAUGAUCUUUAUGCUUUUAUGGGGAGCUUUCUAUAAAGUGAUGGUCCUGGAGUGGAAUAUGGUUUAUUUAUUGUUUUGUUUUUUUCAGGGUCUUCUGUUUUUGAUAAUGUCCAGUAUUCCAGCAGCUAAGGUAGUGUUUGUUACAUCUAAAACUUAACUACAUUUGUCUUUCAAUACAGCUGCUUCUCGUCUCUUAUGUUCGAGACCCUGUUUUCCAAGAAAGUCAAGUCUUGUGAAGUCUGCAAAAAGGGCGCUUUUUGUGCGUUUAUGGACAAGUGAAACGUCCAAACGAAGCACAGAACUUGAGCGCGACUGAAGAGGGCGCAAGAUACUGUUAAACUAAUGCACGUGACUCGAGCUCCUUGUUUCCUUGUUUAAACUCAUACAAUUUUCUAACGUAGCAUUUAGCGAGUUCUGGUCAUAGAAAAAUGAACAAACGACUCCAGACAAAAAUAAUCACCGAUUAGUGCAUUUUGAACCUUCAAGGGCUGGAAAAAUGUAAUUUGACGAUUCUGUAGUAAGUGGAAAGAUGCGUUUUUUUAUUUGACUAUUCUUCAAGCCAAAGAGGGGGACAGCGAGGGAGAAAUGUAUGUAAUGUCAGCUGCGCUUAUUGUUUACAAUUUGUAUCUUUAGCUAUCUCAUCUAAAAUGGAAGACAGGCUUUAGGCGUGCUUAAAUGCAUCUUAGCGUAAUAACACUAGUCCCUGUUUUGCGAUUUAUGGAAUGAUUGGAUGUUGUGUUUUUUCAGGGAUGUAAUUCUGAUCAUAAAAACAGUCAUGGUUGCUCGUUAUACGCAAUGAAUCCUAGAAAUUCCAGAGGUAUCUGCUUGGAAAGUUUUGCCUUACCCGAAAGGUCAGUAAGUACAUAGAAAACUCUUAUGUAGUUGUGAACUCUUGUGUUACGGUGUAAAAUUUCGCUCCUGCAUUAAAAUAAUUUUCUGAUGAGAGAGAUAUAUGUACACCCUUUCUGUUGUUUUAACUGUAUACAGAAAAAAGGAAAAGCGAUUUGGAAAUUGUUAAAUAAAAGUUUAUCGAUGAGUUUUGUCAGGACUGAAGUGAAUUUGUCGACAAAACCCUGUGAUCUGAUUUCGUUUAAGAUUGUAGUUAAAUGUCCCGUGUUCAAAGUAAUCAACAAUUAUGCCUUUUAACCAAAAUUGCACUUCUGCUCCCUAACAACAAAUUGUUCAUAGCGUAAUUUACUUUUACUAAUUGUGUUUGUUGGACGUUAGAUUUGUUUAUUAUUUAAGAAAGUCUUAAAGGUAAUCUAUCUUUAACUUAACCUUUGUUCACAGGGUCAGUGUUGUGAGCACAAAUGGUCAGUUUAUUGCUGCUGGAGAUCAGGAAAAGAAUGUAGUAAAACUUUGGAACAUAACCAGCAGCAAUCUGUAUGCCACCCUUCAAGUCUUCCAAGGUAUUUUUGAGCUCUAUUUUGUAUUAACCCUAACCCUAACCUAAAUCGCUAAGCCAAUAUGAGAAGGGGAUGCCCAUAUCACUGUAACAGCGACAAGAGAGAAAAUCGAGAAGAUCCUGGGGAUGAGGUUGUUUUUUUCCUGUCCCUUGUAACAAUCCCAGGAGUCUUUGCGAGUCAGCCAAGGUUCUUUGGCGAAGAUAAUACUGAUAGAACCCCGCUAUGUGCAGCAGCCAUGUAGCUUCCUACCGCCGCCUACUGUAACUGUUCUCUUGUGUUUGGCAGAUGAAGUGAGCAGCAUUGGCUUUCAUCAAGACAAGCCUCUUAUGGCCUUCGGAAGCAUUACAGGCUGUGUUCAUCUCUUUUCUUAAGACU
Porites evermanni is the source of this 13766-nucleotide messenger RNA. Lineage: Eukaryota; Metazoa; Cnidaria; Anthozoa; Scleractinia; Poritidae. The record is from the annotation of a GenBank genome assembly.